AUGGCGGAUGAGGCCCCUCGUGUGCCCAUGGCGUUCCCUAAAACCCUGCUCUUCUGCCUGCUGGUCAUGGUGGUCCCUAAAGGCUGGGCUCAGGCAGCCAUCACCCCAGGCUGCCACCUGCACCCCUUCAACGUGACAGUACGAAGUGACCGCCAAGGCACCUGCCAGGGCUCCCAUGUGGCGCAGGCCUGCGUGGGCCACUGCGAGUCCAGUGCCUUCCCCUCCCGGCGCUCAGUGCUGGUAGCCAGCGGCUAUCGUCACAACAUCACCUCCGUCUCCCAAUGCUGCACCAUCAGUGGCCUGAAGAAGGUGAAGGUGCGGCUGCAGUGUGCAGGGAGCCGGAGGGAGGACCUGGAAAUCUUCACAGCCAGGGCCUGUCAGUGUGACAUGUGCCGUCUCUCACGCUACUAG
Molecule: messenger RNA, 411 nt
Organism: Chrysochloris asiatica (Cape golden mole)
Lineage: Eukaryota; Metazoa; Chordata; Mammalia; Afrosoricida; Chrysochloridae
Gene: GPHA2
Product: glycoprotein hormone alpha 2
Exons: 4
Coding region: 1-411 (136 amino acids)
Biological process (GO): cell surface receptor signaling pathway
Cellular component (GO): extracellular region
Molecular function (GO): hormone activity; hormone receptor binding
Source: RefSeq, a predicted model, not a curated record